Drosophila innubila is the source of this 4008-nucleotide messenger RNA. RefSeq names its product protein LSM14 homolog B (gene tral). Lineage: Eukaryota; Metazoa; Arthropoda; Insecta; Diptera; Drosophilidae. Gene Ontology annotation, cellular component: P-body. The transcript has 7 exons. The coding region runs from base 469 to 2460 and encodes 663 amino acids. Gene Ontology annotation, molecular function: mRNA binding. Gene Ontology annotation, biological process: P-body assembly; cytoplasmic stress granule assembly. The record is from RefSeq and is a predicted model, not a curated record.
CGUUCAAGUUUCUUCCACUUUCGACGGGUAGGUUUUUGCAGACGGAAGGUGAAAAUUUUCCAGAUUACGAAUUGCAAAAAUUGUACAUUUUAAUUAACUUAUUCAUCUGGUUUAAUUAAUUUUUCGAAUUGUGCUCUAUUCUGAUUAUAUAAAAAAGCUGCCAUUUGAAAGUAAAAAAGUUGAAAUUUUGCUUUGGAACUUUGGAAAGUUAUUGCGUGCUUGUCAACGUCGAAAGGUUGGAACUGCAGCGCAGCAGAGCAGCGGCAGCAGGCAAUACUCGCUCGGCAACGGAGCAACGUCGCGCUCGUUGUAAUUGUUUGCUUUACUUGAAUAUUCCAUUCGUCGACGAUUGUCGACCGACCGAAAGCAGAAAAACAUUUCUUAUAAUUUCAUUCGAAGAGUUUGGUGACUUAUUUAUUUGAAUUGAAUUGAUACGCGAGUCAUACAGUGAAACAAUUAGAAUCCAACAUGAGUGGCGGAUUACCGGAGUUGGGCUCAAAGAUCAGCCUAAUUUCGAAAGCUGACAUUAGAUAUGAAGGCCGCUUGUAUACGGUGGACCCACAGGAGUGUACAAUUGCCUUGUCGAGUGUGCGCUCCUUUGGCACGGAGGAUCGUGACACCCAGUUUCAAAUAGCGCCGCAAUCGCAGAUCUACGAUUAUAUUCUAUUCCGCGGCUCCGACAUCAAGGACAUUCGCGUUGUCAACAAUCAUACGCUGCCGCACCACAAUGAUCCGGCCAUUAUGCAGGCCCAGCUGCAGAACGGUCCCCAGGUGAUGCCCCAACAUUUCCCAAUGAAUGCACCGCAACAACAGCAGCAGCAACAACCGCACUCUGCUCCAUCGAUGACUGGUGGCAGUGGAGGUGCCUCGGGAGCACCAGGCGGUGCCUUCGGAAAUGGCAACCCCUUUGGAGCCUUGGGUGCUCCUAGUCUAGGCCCGGGAUCUUUGGCGCCUGGUGCCGGUGCACCUGGCAAUGGUCCUUUUAUGAACAUUGGUGGUAAUCAGCAGCAGCAACAGAAGCCUCAACAGCAGCCAAAACAACCAAUUUCCGUUUUAGAUAUGCUGGCGAGCGCAUCGCGUUCAACAACGCCUAUUAGCCUGAUUAUCAGUCCGACGGCCGACAUGACCCAGCAGCACAACCAGCAGCAGCAACAACAACAGCAGUUGCAUCAACAGCAGAAUUCUGUACAACAAGCUCUCGGUGGUGGAAAUGCGCGCGAUGCCGGACAUAAGCGCCAAAACCACCAGCAGCAACAACAGCAGCGAUCUGGACCGAACAUGCAACAGCAGCAGAGGAACAACAACCACAACAAUGAUUUCUUCAAUCACGCCCACCCACAACAACAGCAGCAGCAGCAACAACAACAACAGCAGCAAGGAGGUGGACAACGCGAUCGUCGUGAUUCUGGCCGUCAAAUGGAUAAUAAUUACAACAAUUACAAUAACAAUCAACGCAACAAUCGCGGUGGUGUUGGAGGUGGCAACAAUGCCAUGCAACAGCAGAGAGGCGCUGGAGGAGGAAACGCUGCAUGGAACAUGCAUCGUGGCGGUCCACAGAAUUCCAACAACAUGAUGAUGCGCGGUAACCGCGGAAUGGGAGCACGUGGCCCAACGCGAUCCAAUCAGCUAUUUCAGGGCUAUCGCAUGCAGUCGGCUAAUCAAAAUAGACCUCGCAACAAGAUCAAGUUUGAGGGCGACUUUGAUUUCGAGCAGGCCAAUAAUAAGUUUGAGGAACUUCGUUCCCAGUUGGCGAAACUCAAGGUGGGCGAAGAAGCCAACAACAAAACCAAUGCUACUACUACAACCACAUCAACAACAACAACAACAACAUCAAAUACUACAACUUCUGCCAAUACUGAUCAGUUGAAUGGUGAGACUGAUAAGAAGGAUGAUUCUGGCAACGAGACCGGCGCUGGAGAGCAUGAGCCUGAGGAUGAGGAUGUGCAUGUGGGCUAUGAUAAGACCAAAUCGUUCUUUGACAACAUCUCAUGCGAGGCUGCUCAGGAUCGCAGCAAGAACAAGAAGAAUGACUGGCGUCAGGAGCGCAAAUUGAAUACCGAGACAUUUGGAGCUUCGUCUACCAGACGUGGCAGCUACCGAGGGCGCAACCAUUACUAUAAUAAUGGCAACACGAUGGGUGGAGGUGCAGGUAACAGCGGCAUGAACACUGGCUAUGGAGGAGCACCUGGCUAUAAUCGCAACAAUUAUAAUCGCAUGGGAGGUGGCGGCAACUUCCGCAACCGCAGCAACAAUCGUAACAAUACUGGCGGUAAUCGCGGUCAAAAUAGUGUAACCAAUGGCAAUGGUAACGCAGCUGCUGCUCUUAAAGCGGCCAACAAUGCAGGAGCUACAGGUACGGGCAGUAAUACGGAUACCACGGCAUCCAAUGCCGCAACAACGAAGACGGCCACAUCUACGCUUACGGAGCAGACGCAACAACUGGCGGCAGUUUCUCAAUAAUGUCGCACAGGUGGAAUUUCCUUGCCCAACUUUACAAGAUAUAAAAACACUGUCCUACUCAAAGCUAGUUACCCGAAAGCAACCUAAUCAAGCAACCGACCGACCGAUCGACGACAAAAAAGGCUCUUAUCACCAACAAAAUGUUAUGGAGUUAUGGAUCUUAACGGAAUAAACCGAAUAAUUGUAAAAUUUUACUUAGUGUUGUAACGCUCAUGACGUCCUGCGCGCACUCUCCGCCCGCCCACCGUGUUGCUUUGCUUUUCAUCAGAUCGAAAGCGUUAAGCGUUUCCCAGCAGCCAUAAAUGAUAAUAGGUUUUAUGUAAAUGGCAUGCAAAAUAACGUCGUACCUAGCAAGGCAGCACUUGAUAGUGAGAACAUACACACCUCUACAUAUAUAUUUAGUAAUAAAUGUGAAGAAAAAUAUAUUAAUCAUAAGUCUAUGAAAAGUUAAAGAAAAACAAACUCUAGGAGUCGCAAAUUAUGAAAUUAAAGGAAAGAAAACAUUAAAAAAAAAUCCAUGGAAUUCCCAACAUAAAAUAAAAAACGCAAUUCACAUGUUUAUAUAUUUUAAAUCAAGCUACAGUCUACAUCAAACAACAAAACUAUACAUCAUGUGAGCAUACGACAUAAAUAAAUUAAUUCAAAGCGUUACUAGCAUUUAAACUUUUUUAAGAACAUUUUAAUGAUGGAAAAAAAUGGAAUUACAUGCAUUAAUUAAAAUUAGAAGCAGCACGUACAUAUAUUGAACCCAAAAAUUGUAAAAAAAAAAAGAAAGAAAUAUAUAUAUAUAAAUCACCUAUCAGCAGUAGUGUGGGCAACAAAUAAAUCUACCUAAAACUGGUGUUUAUAAAAACGAGAACAACAAUUAUAGCGUGUCUUUAAGAGGAUUAGUUCAAUUCCCGAUCAAUUUCAGUGUCUAUAGCCAAACAAUCUAACAAUACCUUAGUAUGUAGUGUGUCUUUCAAAAUGGGAGCUAAAAUAUAUAUUUUUAAAUAUGCUACGGCCUUUAAAUUACCAUUUACAAUUUACAAAUGCAUAAUAUUCUAUGUUUCCAGUAAUGCACAAUAAUAUUUGUCUCAUUCGAUUACCACACUUUUAGUUUAAGGCUAUCAUCAAAUGUCAGCUAUGCAUUGUGUAUGUUUGCUUAAGAUUCCUAUAUUUGAUCUUAUUUUAGAGAAAACUAUCUUUUUAAAAGCUAACAUUUUAUUUAACAUGUGUAAUGAUUUACUGGAAUUUAACAGAGAUUUUACGAGUAUUCAAGGAUUGUACAUCAAACAUAUUUUUUUUUGUAAAUGUUUCGUAUAAUUAAGCCAUCAAAUGCAUAUUAAAAUCAGAGAUAAAAUUAUGGAAUUUCUUUUACGACUCUUAAAACUAAAUGGAAUGGGCUUUAGAGUUGCGUUAAAUACUUAAAAGCAGAGGGAGAUUUACUUCUAUGUUGAGCACAAAUAAUGUAUGAAAUUGUAAUAAAUAUGUAUAUUUCGCUAAUAAGUAAAACAAAAAACAACCAAAAUCAAAGUCAUAUUUUCCAAUAGAUACAAUGUUUAUGCA